Molecule: messenger RNA, 348 nt
Organism: Exserohilum turcica Et28A
Lineage: Eukaryota; Fungi; Ascomycota; Dothideomycetes; Pleosporales; Pleosporaceae
Exons: 1
Coding region: 1-348 (115 amino acids)
Source: RefSeq, a predicted model, not a curated record
AUGUCCGUGUUUGUAGCCGUUCCUGGACCCCUAUUGCCCUACGCACGGUACCAGGGCGCAAGCAUUCUCGACACGAGACAACCGCGUGCGCACUGUUCGUCUGCAACACCGAUAGGGACUGCCUUGGGUUGGGAUAUUUGUGCGUCAAAGCUGCAACCUCGGUCCGAAACCGCUAUGGAGCCCAUCUUCUGUCGAGUUGGGCGGAUACAUGACAGACAGAUGCACGUCGGCGUACUGUACGGUGCAAGGACCUCCUUGAUCGAGUCUGGGGUUUCCACUCAGGCAAGGCGGAACGAGCGUUGGGUGCAGACACGAUUGCUCUUUAGCGAGUCUGAAGACAUGUCAUGA